UUCCACAAGCUUAACAUAAUUAGCCGAGAGAUGUCGCCGCCCUCCAUCAGCGAGCUGUCCUUGAGCGGCUUGAUUGCUCGCCUCAAAGAGGUUGAUCACAUCAAAGGCAUCAAGAGUCCGGACGAUGAGCAGGCAGCGUUACUUGCCACUGAAACCGAUGUGAAGAAGGCACUUUUCGAAGAGUUGCAGGGGGCCAGUUCCGGCAUUUUUUCCUUCGAGAAGAAGGUUGCAAAAGAGUUUUUGCAAACACAGAUCAAGUCGGUGGAUGAUGCAGCCAAAGGAGCUGAUGCGAAGAAGAUGAAGCUUCAGGAGCUUUUGUCCGGCGUUGAGGGCGCGGCUUCAAAGGAAGACCCUGCUCAUGUACGGCGUGCGCGACAGGACCUUGCCAAGGCUGAGAAAGCCUUUGAGGAAGCGACGAAGAACUACGAGCGAUGGGAGAAAGGGAAGAAGAUGUUCUCCGUGGAUGAGAUUAAGGCGUUGAAAAGAGCCUUCGAAGAAGGGAAGCAAAAGGUGGAGAAAGCGAGGGGUCUGGUGGAGCAACAGCAGCAGCGUCGGGCCACCGCAGCUGUAGCCCCUUUGACCGAGGAGAAAGAAAGGGGUGCUGCGGCUGUAGCGACAGAAGCGCGGCUGGCCAAGAGCGCUAAGGCGCCUGGAAAGGUGGCCAACCCAGCUGUAAGCACCAAGGCGGCGCCCGCAGGGUAUCCCAAGCAGCCACCACCAGCAGCGCUGAGACAGGCGCAGUUGGCUGCACAGGUGCGGAUGGAAGCACAGCACCCUGAGGAGCCGAAGCCAGCACCCGCACCACGACCCAAUCCACGACCACGAGUUGAAGCUCCCAAGGAUGCGCCAGUGCUCUCCUACGCGUGCACCUGUUCUGCAGUGGCAGAACAUUUAUGCGUCUCAGAGGCGCAAGCUCGAGACCUUGCACAGUCUGCUGGUGAAUUUGCUCAGCAUUUUGAUGAGGAGGUCUGGCAAGCAAUCCAGGACAGAUCGUUGGCCAUCGAAAAGGCCCUUCCUUUAUCCUUGCUUCAGUCUGUGAGCGGAAUUAGAGGUGACUCAGGUUGAAAGCAGUGUGGCCAAUGGAGCCAAUGGACAAACGACAAAGGUCGCAGCACCUCAGGCCAUGGACCCCAUCAAGUUCCGGGAGGCCGCGAAGGCCAAGCCGCAGCCCAAACCGAAGGCUCAAGGAGCGCCGAAGGCGAAGGAUGCCAAGGCCCCAGUCAAGAAGCUUGCGGUGGCCAACCGCUUUGGAGGAAUGGAGUCAGAUGAUGACGAAGAAGAAGGUUGGACAGCUGUGAGGAGAUAAAACAUUUUUCGCUCGUUGAUCCACGAGGUUGUACAGAUGCCAAAGACCUCAGCACCGGAGU
Durusdinium trenchii is the source of this 1367-nucleotide messenger RNA. NCBI's taxonomy places the organism in Eukaryota, Dinophyceae, Suessiales, Symbiodiniaceae. The record is from the annotation of a GenBank genome assembly.